This is a messenger RNA of Cryphonectria parasitica EP155, 483 nucleotides long. RefSeq lists its product as uncharacterized. Bases 1 to 483 code for a protein of 160 amino acids. The transcript is spliced from 2 exons. Lineage: Eukaryota; Fungi; Ascomycota; Sordariomycetes; Diaporthales; Cryphonectriaceae. The record is from RefSeq and is a predicted model, not a curated record.
AUGUACUUGCCGUCCACUGCCACCCUCCUCUCGGUGGCCCUCCUACUAGCUCUCCCCACCUCCGCUGCUCCCUCGGCGAAGCGUGUCCGCCAGCUUUUCGAGGUCCUGACAACAGGCAACUUUACGGACUUCUUCGAUCUCUUCUCUCCUAACUCGACGUGGAACACGAUCGGGUUCGGAGUACGCGACUAUGAUGAGAUGGUUGAGGUUUUCAGUGAAAUCAACUGCUUGCUGUCGAACCCGCCAUUGAUCAUCGAGACCGACCUUGUACUGAGCCAAGGGAGCGCCGGUCCAUAUACAAGUGUCCAAGCUCAUGUGCCCAACGGGUACAUAGGGACAAACGUUUCCUUCAAAGGCGUGCAGUACAACCAAACCUACUCAUGGAUUAUGAAGUGGGACGGGGAGACGAUUCUGUCCAACACAGAGUACAUCAAUGAUAUACUAGCAGAGGACCUGAUUGGAGAUAAUUCUGGGAACUGUUAG